Molecule: messenger RNA, 1179 nt
Organism: Humulus lupulus (European hop)
Lineage: Eukaryota; Viridiplantae; Streptophyta; Magnoliopsida; Rosales; Cannabaceae
Product: NEP1-interacting protein 2-like
Exons: 5
Coding region: 231-938 (235 amino acids)
Source: RefSeq, a predicted model, not a curated record
AAAGAUUAGAAAAAAGAGACGAAAAAAAAUGCAAGCUUUAAAUGCGAGUUGGUUGAUUUGGUUUCCUUCUCUCUUCUCUCCUUAUUAAACAAAGUAAAGGGACUCAAAGGAUACCUAUCCCUUAUUAAUGUUUAUAUAUAACUUGUUUUCUUUAACUUAAGAGUUAAGGAUCAACUCAACGACGCCCAGCUACAAAAUAUUUAUUUUUGGUUUAGUUCUUGACUCAAACCAUGGAUUUUAUAGGGCACCCUUUUCGUUUUUCUUCACCUUCUUCACCUUCGUUUGGGAAUUUCAUCGAAAGGGUUAAGGAAUUUUUCACCUUUGCUGUUUCUGCAAUCCUUGGAAACAUCUUUUCUGCGAUCUUCACCUUCUUUUUUGCUUUAGUUGGGACCUUAUUAGGAGCCAUGACUGGGGCCUUGAUAGGACAAGAGACAGAGAGUGGAUUUGUUAGAGGGGCUGCUGUUGGAGCAAUCUCUGGGGCUGUAUUCUCAAUUGAGGUGUUUGAAUCUUCUCUUGUUCUAUGGCAAUCAGACGAAUCUGGAAUUGGGUGUCUCCUAUACUUGAUUGAUGUCAUUGCAAGCCUUCUUAGUGGUAGAUUAGUUCGCGAGAGGAUUGGUCCAGCCAUGUUAAGUGCAGUUCAAAGCCAGAUGGGUGCUGUUGAAACUGGGUUCGAUGAGGUGACCAACAUCUUUGACACUGGAGGUGCCAAAGGAUUGCCUUGUGAUUCAGUUGAAAAGAUCCCAAAGAUCACAAUUACUAGCAACAACAAUGUAGAUGGCUCUGGGGAAAGAGUUUGUUGUUCUGUUUGCCUUCAGGACUUUCAGAUUGGAGAGACAGUUAGAAGCUUGCCUCAAUGCAAUCACAUGUUUCACCUACCCUGUAUAGAUAAGUGGCUCUUAAGGCAUGGUUCUUGCCCAUUGUGCAGAAGGGAUUUGUAAUUUAAGUUUUGUGUAGAUUAAAGGAAAAGAAGAAGAAGAAGAAAAAGAAAAUAUAUUUUUUGUUUACUUUUCUUAUACAUAAUAAUCUUAGGGCUUUUAUUAAUGUAUAAUUUUAAUGCUGGUUGGUACAUGGCUUCCCCUGUAGAUCCCCUCAUGUUCCAUCUUGAGUUUGAUGUAUAAAAAUUUUGGGCUGUGAGUUUUAAUUAAUUGAUCUUGUGGAUAUAAAAAAUAUAUUAAACAA